Messenger RNA from Diaporthe citri, 4767 nucleotides. RefSeq lists its product as uncharacterized. Bases 1 to 4767 code for a protein of 1588 amino acids. The transcript is spliced from 10 exons. Lineage: Eukaryota; Fungi; Ascomycota; Sordariomycetes; Diaporthales; Diaporthaceae. The record is from RefSeq and is a predicted model, not a curated record.
AUGAAGUCUCAGCAGUACUUCGGCUCCUUGUCCAAGGGCGUGGCCUUGGUGACCUCUUUGGCUGCCAAGGUCGUGCUUGGUCAGAACAGCUCCGACUUCACGACCCAAUGCACGAGCCUCGCCGACACCCUCGCCAGCACGAUCCCCAACGCGACGGUCCAGUCCACCGUUCCAGUCACUGCCGGCACAAACCUCACAUUCAACGUUGACCCUACCUGCGACCCGGCAUACCAGGUCGUCGACAGUGAUGUCUGCCGAGUGUCCCUGUUCGUGCCUACCUCUGACCGGUCCAACAUCAGCAUGGAGGUGUGGCUGCCCCCGGCCGAGGCUUGGUCAGGUCGUUUCCUGAGUACUGGUAACGGCGGCCUGGGUGGCUGCAUACCGUAUGAGGAUUUGGCAUACACGACUGCUCUUGGUUUUGCCGCCGUCGGUACCAACAACGGCCACGAUGGCAACAAGGGCGACGCGUUCUACAACAACGAGGAGGUCGUGCUUGAUUUCGCCUACCGCGCGAUGCACACUGGUGUUGUGCUGGGGAAGGAAGUCUCGGAGGCUUUCUAUGGAAAGCCGCAUGACCGGUCGUACUACCUCGGAUGCUCUACCGGCGGUCGCCAGGGUUUCAAGGAAGCCCAGGAUUUCCCAGAUGACUUUGAUGGUCUUGUCAUUGGCGCUCCGGCCUUGGCAUUCAACAACCUGUCCUCGUACUCUGGCUCUUUCUACGUCAAGACUGGCCCGGUGAACUCAUCAACCUUUGUGCCACUGGACUUGUGGCCAACCAUCCAUGAGGACAUUCUCCGGCAAUGUGAUGGUAUUGAUGGCUACGUUGACGGCAUCCUUGAGGACCCAUCUCUUUGCAACUACCGCCCCGAAGCCCUCAUCUGCGCCGGCAACUCGACCAACUGCCUGACUGGCGAGCAAGCCAACACUGUCCGAGAGAUCUUCACCCCCAUCUAUGGGUCAGAUGGGCAGAUCACAUACCCAGCGAUGCAGCCUGGCUCAGAGGACCUCGCCCCAAACAUCUACUACAACGGCGAGCCCUUCAAGUACACAACCGGCUGGUUCCAGAAUGCCAUCUACAACGACAAGAACUGGGACGCAGCCACCCUCGGCCCCAAGGACUACGCCUUCGCACACGCCAAGAACCCCGGCAACGUCGAGACCUGGAAGGGCGACCUCUCCGCCGUGCGCGACAGGGGCUCCAAGAUCCUGCACUACCACGGCGGCACGGACGCCAUCAUCUCCAGCUUCAUCUCCCCCCGGUACUACGACCACGUCUCCCGGACCAUGAACCUUCCCUCUUCGGCCCUGGACGAGUUCUACCGCUUCUUCCGCAUCAGCGGCAUGGGCCACUGCACGGGCGGAGUCGGCGCGUCGUUUAUCGGGCAGAAGGCCGAGGCUAACGCCACCCUCGACCCGGAUGGCAACGUCUUGAUGGCGAUGGUCCGCUGGGUCGAGGAGGGCCAGGCCCCUGAUAGCAUCUUGGGCACGGCGUAUGUCAACGAGACCAAGGACUCUGGUGAGAUUGCGUUCCAGAGGAGGCACUGCAAGUAUCCUCUGCGGAAUGUCUACUCGGGUACCGGGGACGCAACGAAGCCAGACAGCUGGAACUGCCCCAAACUCGUUGUCGUCGUCGGCGCAACCGGCAACCAAGGCGGCUCCGUCGCCCGGCGAUUCCUCCGCGAGGGGCCCGACCGGUUCCGUGUCCGCAGCCUGACUCGGGACCCCGGCAGCGGCCCCGCCAGAGACCUAGCCGCCCUAGGCGCGGAGGUGGUCCGCGCCGAUCUCAACGACGUCCAGUCCCUCGAGGCGGCCUUCAAGGGCGCCAACGUCAUCUUCAGCGUCACGAACUACUGGGAGCCGUUCUUCCCGCCUAACAUCGAGGCGAGCCGGGCGCAGGUCAAAGCGCUGGGGCUGGGUGGCGUGAGGGAGUAUGCCGGCCGUGUGGAGCUGGCGCAGGGGAGGAACAUCGCUGACGCCGCUGCUGCGACGGUGGACUCGCUGGAUGCGAAUGGGUUUAUCGCCUCGACACUGAGUCAUGCUGGGCGGUGUAGCGGUGGGCGGCUCAAGGAGCUGUACCACUUUGAUGCCAAGGCUGAGGUUUUCCCUUACUACGCGAGGGAGAAGCAUCCGGAACUGGCGGCCAAGAUGAGCUGUGUCCAGACGGGGUAUUUCAUGACGAGCCACCGGAUCCUGCCCAACUCGUACUUUGUCAAGGUGCAGGACGGCAGCUUCGAGAUGCGCUUUUGUACUGACCCAGGCCGGCUUGUGCCCCAACUAGACCCGGUCGCAGACAUGGGUACCUUCGUCUAUGCCGUGUACCAGAUGUCCUCGUGGUGCGGCAAGGAGUACAUGGCAGAAGGCACGACGUGUACCUGGCCUGAAUGGAUUGCCGCGUGGAGCAAGGCGACUGGCAAGCCGGCUAGAUUUUGCGAGGUGACAAGAGAAGUCAUGGUGAAGGCCUGUGGGGACGAGGACUUCGGAGGAGAGAUUGCUGACAUGUACGAUUACGCAUCUAAUCCGGGGUAUGCCGGAGGAAAGACAUUGCUGAGGGCGGUGGAUCUGCAAAAGCCCUCGCUACUCGCCGAAGAUACCUCCACCGUCUUUGACUCCGAACUCACCGCCGAAACAAGCCCUGGGCGCUACGUUCAUUCGCAUGACGGCGUCGACGAGCACACCACUACCCAGUAUGAGCCCUAUGUCCGAAUCACUGGAUUUGGUAUCGACUACACAGACUGCGACAAUGUUACAUUCCCUGGCUUUAGACCUAUGCGACACUACUUGACUCGCGAAGCGGCCCGUUACUUGGUGUCUGAACGCCGUUGGUCUAACCAAGGCGAUUCUGUCGACAUCGUCGGCCAGAAGAACGUGAUUAUCAUUUUCGCUUGCUUUGCCACAAUCGAGGAGUGUUUGCUGGACGAGAAGUCCGAGGAUGAGCUUCGGGUCGCUGGACCAUUCAAGGCUCUGAUGAGCCUGCUGGGUAUCCGCCACACCCCCAAUGGCCUCCCUCGUAGCCAUAUGUUCCUCUGUGGAAUCCAAACAGCAUUUGUCAAGAGUCGUUCUGCAGUGAUCAAUUUCCAUCUGGAAAACGGCAAUGGACCACCACCGGAGCCAAGCGAUCUACCAGGACUGGGCAGGAUGCUCCUUGAUGUUAUGGACAGACACAUUGCAUUCCUGCGGACCAAGAAACCACUGGCUCGUCUCCGCGGGUCGAUGCCUUUCGAAGAGCUGUUCAGACUCCGUCUGGACCAGGUUAAGAACCAGCUGUGCAACAAAAAAUGUGUUGAGCAGUGCUGCUUUACGACCUUUGUCCCCACCAUUCCUGCUCACCAGCAGACAUCUUGGCCACGAGCGGGGAUGGCCACGUCAUGGGAGGCUGCUCAGGCAAAGCUGAUUGCAGAGCAGUCGAAACUGGCAAAUUUGCCCACGGCUGGCCCCACCGGCGUCACUGGCAUUUUCGGAGCCGAGCCUGACGUGCUUCUGCAACGCCAAGAUAUUCGUUCUCUGAUGACCAUUGGCUUGUUGCUGAUCCGCGACCAGUGGAACGUGCGACAUCUUACCAACGACUCUCGCCAGAAGAUCUUGGGCGACAUCCAAGAUGAGCUGCGCCUGAUCGAAAACGCCGCUGACCGAGCCGACGAGUGGGACAAGAAACAUCCACUUUCGCUUGAGGUGAUCAGACGCCGCCUACACCGUCGUCGCGCCGACGAACUUAGCCCGCAGCGGACACGUAGCCCAGAGCGUUCUCCAACGCCUCCUGCUACAGCACCACCGCGGCGAGUGUCUGAGUCGCCGAGGGCUGUGCAGCAAGACGAGCCGGCUCCCAAGGGUAGGGCCUCAUGCGAGGCAAAGCGGACACCCACUCCUGGGGGCGCCGCGUGUGGUAAAACCGCUGUGGGCAUGGCCCCCACGACAGAUGGAGCCUGCCGCAUCAGCGAUGCAACGGAGCCGUCAACAAUACCGGAAGGCCUGCCGGGGCCACCUGGAGUGCAACGCCAAGAGCAGAAUCCGUCAAAUCCCGCCGACACCGCCUCAUGUGAAGCGAGGCGGGCGUCAGAGGACACCACACGUAGCGCAACUGCUGAGAUAGCCAACGCGGUAUUGUCUGGGACUCGCCGCGAAAUCGUCACCGUCGACGUGCAACGUCCUCCCGAAGGCAUCGAAAGCGAGCAGGGCGGAGGAGACGUUGAAGCCACGCAGGCAUCCAACGGCAAGCAAGGUUCUCCUCCCCCUCUGCGAUGCCAGGACCCCGUCAAGCUCAGGCGAAGUCCAAGGAAGGCCGUGCCACGCCGCAGGAUCACGGACUUGACCGAGGACGAGGACGCCGAUAUGGCGGGGACCGGCGGGGACCGGCGGCAAGAACAACUCUCGAACCGGUCUGCGCCACCGCCGUCGUCGUCACGUGAAAAGGAGCAAGACAAUGGCGGCGAUGAUAUCCAACUACCACCGCGCAAGCGGCGCAGGACCGCUACUGGACGGCAGAUUCGCUACGUCGGCAACACCCCCGGAUCACGACUAGUUCACACAUCACAUCUCACCCAAGAGCACUCACGCCGCAACAUCCCUAGUCUGCCAUACUCUCAAGGCUCCGACAGUUCCGACAGUGAGACUCCCCAAGCAGCCUUCCAGCAAUGGCCACUCAGCGAUGCAGUUCUUAAACGCGCAGUGAUAAACGGUAAAGCCACCUUCCAGGAGCCUGCCGUCCAACACGCUAGCCAAAAGCCACCUUCCGAAGGGGCGAAUGCGAACAAGGACUGCCUGGACACUUGA